This is a messenger RNA of Mytilus trossulus (common blue mussel), 658 nucleotides long. Its product is annotated as large ribosomal subunit protein uL15-like. Gene Ontology annotation, molecular function: structural constituent of ribosome. Lineage: Eukaryota; Metazoa; Mollusca; Bivalvia; Mytilida; Mytilidae. The transcript has 5 exons. Bases 16 to 633 code for a protein of 205 amino acids. Gene Ontology annotation, biological process: translation. Gene Ontology annotation, cellular component: cytosolic large ribosomal subunit; ribosome. The record is from RefSeq and is a predicted model, not a curated record.
AACUCUUUAUUUAGCAUGUCAAUGUAUAUCCUACCUAUACUUUUGAUUCAACAGAAGCACAAGAAACUAUCUAAUUAUGUGGAUUUUUACAUGUUUUCGCUUUACAUUUACUAUUCACUUCCUAUACCGUCAAGAGCCAUAUUUCUUAUCUCGUUUCCGCUUCCGGUCUUUCCGUACAAUAUUGUCAACAUGACAACAAAAAAUAAGAAGACCAGGAAGCUGAGAGGUCAUGUCAGUCAUGGACAUGGUCGUAUUGGCAAACACAGGAAGCAUCCUGGUGGUCGUGGUAAUGCUGGUGGUCAGCAUCAUCAUAGAAUCAACUUUGAUAAAUACCAUCCUGGUUACUUCGGUAAAGUAGGUAUGAGAUACUACCACAAGACCUUGAAUAAGUUCCACUGUCCUGCUGUUAACAUAGAAAGAUUAUGGAGUUUAGUAUCAGAUCAAACCAGACAAGUGUAUAAAGACAAAAAAGACAAGGCACCAGUCAUUGAUGUAGUAAGAGCUGGAUACUACAAAGUUCUGGGAAAAGGACAUUUACCAAAACAGCCAAUGAUUGUUAAAGCCAGAUUCUUCAGUCGAGAGGCAGAAAAGAAAAUAAACUCUGUUGGUGGAACAUGUGUCCUAGUGGCAUAAGUGUCAAUAAAAUAACUACAGUCUU